Messenger RNA from Menidia menidia (Atlantic silverside), 1186 nucleotides. The record is from the annotation of a GenBank genome assembly. Lineage: Eukaryota; Metazoa; Chordata; Actinopteri; Atheriniformes; Atherinopsidae.
CUCACUUUGAUCCUCACCUCAGCAGAUUAUAACAAAAUAAGUUAUCCUGUCAAGAUGAGACUUGUGUUUCUUGUUCUAUGUUCAGGACUUCUGCAAUUUACAUAUGCGACAAAUCGCCUACACUCCUUUGAAUAUAUUGAAGAACGAACACAAUUUAAUUUCAGUCUGUGUGAAAAUAAAUCACUAUUCACCAUCUAUGAUGAGGAGGACGCAAGAUUUGUGCAAAUGUUGGUGGAACAAAAAGGUCCUGUAACUGUCUGGCUUGGCCUCACACGAACUGACAAACGGAUCAAUCUUGACGAUGUCCCUCAUUUACAAAAAAACUUGAGUGAAGGAGAGCAAAUAUGCUUUGCUUAUGAAAAUGGGACCGUUUCGGCCUUCGAAUGUUCGCAGAAAAAACAUUUCAUGUGCCAAAAUGGUGGAAAUUUUGAGCUUAUCGAAAAGGAAAAAAAUUGGUGCCAGGCAAAACUUUACUGCAAAAAAAAAUUUCAGGACUUGGUGAACAGUACAGCUAUUCUUGAGAAGAACAUAACAACUCAACAUGGAGCGUUUUGGACUGAUCGUAAGCUGGACCAAUGGGAAUGGAGGGACAAAAGCUGUUCGACAUUUCGAGACUGGGCGGAAACCCCAUCUGAUUACUUUACAUUCUUUAGCGACUACAAACUCAAAAGUGCUGCAUCCGAUAUUGAAUAUCCAACAAUUUGCUCCACAGGCACAGCACGAAUCGUAUUCAUUAACACUCCUCGGACCUGGGAAGAGGCUCUGCAGUACUGUGAGGACAAUCACUCAAGUCUCCUUGAAAUUAGGGAUGAGGCUGAUCAAGAAGCUGUUAUGAAUUGGCUAAAAAUCAUUAAUCCUGCAACAUCAGUCUGGAUUGGCAUGAGACAGAGUUCUGUGUUUGGGUUCUGGAUCUGGAGGGACGGCAUAGUGAACUGGAGGGGCCACUGGAAAGAUGACACGCAGCCCAUGCCUCCCAUGUCUUUUCAGUGUGGCGUCAUUAAUCAAAACUUCACAUGGAGUGAUGAAAACUGUUUGUACGAGCGGCCCUUUCUUUGUGAGGAGGACAUUUUCUUCUUUAAUUAGUUACAAGCUCUUUUGACCAGAAUUUGCAAGCCUUUUUACAAGGUUGAUGAAGGAAAUACAAACUAGAAAUUUAUAAAAAUCAUCAUCCUAUUUUACUCAUUUU